Messenger RNA from Mauremys reevesii (Reeves's turtle), 533 nucleotides. RefSeq names its product coiled-coil domain-containing protein 142-like. The transcript has 2 exons. Bases 110 to 454 code for a protein of 114 amino acids. The record is from RefSeq and is a predicted model, not a curated record. NCBI's taxonomy places the organism in Eukaryota, Metazoa, Chordata, Testudines, Geoemydidae.
GCUGGGAAGCAGGACUGGGGACACGGUGCGGCGGCUGGUGCAGUCGGAGGAGUCCGGCCUGUCGCCUGAGAUCAAGCAGUCGGUGCUGUCGCUGCGCGUCUUCCAGCAGAUGGACAACGCCAUCGUCUGCCUCUUGCAGCAGCCCAGCAGCAAGGCCUGCCUGCCCUCCCACACCUGGGAGUCCUUCCGCAAGUGCUGCUCACACAACGGCGUCCGCACUCAGGACUUCCCCGCGGGCAGCCUGAACAGCCUGGAGAGCCUGGACGUGCAGGCCUUGCGCAACAGCACCGCCCUGGAGAGCCAGAGCUCCGACCUCCUCAGCCACCUGCAAGGCAGCUGCACCCCGGAGUCCUACCUCCCGAGCACCCAGCAGGAGUGGCUCUCCCUGCGGCUGCACGGCACGCGGCGCUGGAAGGUGCCCAGCCUGCCCUGCACCAAGAGCGCGGAGCCCUGAGCGGCUGGGCUCCCCCGCCUGGGGACGGAGCCCGGCCACGUAUUCGUGGUUAGAAAUAGAGCAGCCAAGUAGCCUCAAA